UUAUGGUUCGAUUUCCUAACGCGUCAUUAUCUUGUUUCCUGUACUGACCUUUGUUGGGUUGCAUAGAUCUCUACCAAUCGGAUCUUUAGUUUCACAGUACGUACUGCACGUGACUUUAUCAAAAAAUAAUUCAUGGCAAGUUCUUCAGUUUUGAAUGUCUCUCAUUUGAGCAGUGAGUCUGCUCCAGCAGUGGUUAAUCAUUACACUGGGUUUUUUGACAAGAAGACAGAAGUCAAGGAGAGGGAGAAAAAUGCCACAGACAUGGUAACGUCAUUUUAUGAGCUGGUGACUGACUUCUAUGAGUAUGGAUAUGGAGAAUGCUUCCACUUCUUUCCUGUUUAUGACAGUCAGUCAUUCAAGGAAUCACUCAUUGAGUAUGAGAAGGAACUAGCAAAAGCUCUUAAUGUCCAGCCAGGAAGCACACUACUGGAUAUUGGCUGUGGGAUUGGAGGCCCAGGCCGUAUCAUUGCUAGACAGACUGGAACAACAAUCACUGGACUUAACAUCAGUGACUACCAGAUCAAGAGGGCAAAGGCACUCACUGAAAAAGCUGGCCUUCAGACAAAAUGUAUCUAUGAAAAGGGAGACUUCUGCAAAAUGACCCAGUUCCAAGACAACUCCUUUGAUGGUUGCUAUGCUAUUGAGGCUACCUGUCACUCCCAGGACCCACUGCUGGUCUACAAAGAAGUGGCACGUGUUUUAAAGCCUGGAGCUGUCUUUGUUGACAGUGCUUGGGUCAUGACUGAUAAAUAUAAACCAGGAGAUCCAGUACAUGAAAAGAUAAAACAUGAAAUAUUAAUUGGGAACGGACUCCCUGACUUGAGAACUGAACAAGUGUUGCUUGAUAAAAUGAGAGAGGCUGGACUGGAAAUUGUGGAGUCAGUUGAUUAUUCUUUGCAGGGAGACCUCCCAUGGUAUACUUAUCUAGUUGGGAAAAGCUGCUUUUCUAUGCAGAGUUUCAGGAUCUCCUGGUUAGGUAGGAUGAUGACCCAUUAUCUUGUCUCUGGUCUUGAAAUGGCACGCCUUGUUCCCUUUGGGGCCAGUAAGACUCACUCAGUUCUACUGACAGCUGCUGAUGGGCUAGUUGCCUCAGGGAAACUCAAGAUAUUCACACCAAUGCUACGUAUUGUUGCAAGAAAGCCACUGAAAUGAUUGAAGCAUUAAAUAUAUCACACAAAACACAAACGCACAUUAAUUUAUUCCAGACUGUAGAGCACCAGUGUUAUCGCACAUGCACCUAUUUUCAUUGCACAUUGCUAAUAAUAAUUAUUAUUAAAUAAAUUUUUAUCUUUAUUUUGAAUUUUUUGACCUAUACAUCAGUGUGAAUCAUGAGUUACUAACGUAUGUUGGUGACAACUGGCGAGGUUGCUGGUAAUAUUCAAUAUCGUCAACUUUAUUGUUUAGCUGU
Amphimedon queenslandica is the source of this 1408-nucleotide messenger RNA. RefSeq names its product cycloartenol-C-24-methyltransferase 1-like. Bases 133 to 1152 code for a protein of 339 amino acids. Gene Ontology annotation, cellular component: endoplasmic reticulum. The record is from RefSeq and is a predicted model, not a curated record. The transcript has 6 exons. Gene Ontology annotation, biological process: sterol biosynthetic process. Gene Ontology annotation, molecular function: sterol 24-C-methyltransferase activity. NCBI's taxonomy places the organism in Eukaryota, Metazoa, Porifera, Demospongiae, Haplosclerida, Niphatidae.